Molecule: messenger RNA, 578 nt
Organism: Raphanus sativus (radish)
Lineage: Eukaryota; Viridiplantae; Streptophyta; Magnoliopsida; Brassicales; Brassicaceae
Product: defensin-like protein 37
Exons: 2
Coding region: 160-444 (94 amino acids)
Source: RefSeq, a predicted model, not a curated record
ACUAAUAUGCGUCAAAAUUAUUUGGUAGAAAAAGAAAGACAAAGUUAGGUUUAUAUAUCUUCAUAAAGUAAUCCAGGGAGUUCCACCCUAUAAUAAGAGAAUUAAGAUCAUAUUCAGAGGCAAACUAAAGAGUGCAGAGGGGACUUUUCUAAGCCAAGAAUGGCCGUUAAGCUCAUUUACCUCUUUCUUGUCGUUUACAUUGUUCUUCUUAUAUCAGUUGGGAGCGAUACUAAUGCUGACCUGAAUAUGGCCACAAAGGUAGCUACCACAGGAGGACGGAAUGGGAAAACUGGUCGGUCCGAAUGGCUAUACGUGGCAGGAGAAUGUGCAAAAUUGCCACAUUGCAACAAAUAUUGCGUUUCCAACGGGUUUCGUCUUGGUGGGUUUUGUAAGAAAGUGUCCCCUCAAGCUUCUUCUAUUUCUUGUGUUUGUAAAUACACCUAACUUAACAUCAAGUUUCUUUUCUUUUUCUGUUGUUGUUGAGAGAAACAAUAAAAGUGUUGUUGACAAGCUAAGCCUUGUCGGUUCAUUCUAUGUAUGUUUUUAUGGUUUGGAACUUGUAACUUUUAAGUCGGUUA